Molecule: messenger RNA, 1128 nt
Organism: Sinocyclocheilus grahami
Lineage: Eukaryota; Metazoa; Chordata; Actinopteri; Cypriniformes; Cyprinidae
Product: CMRF35-like molecule 1
Exons: 10
Cellular component (GO): plasma membrane
Molecular function (GO): transmembrane signaling receptor activity
Source: RefSeq, a predicted model, not a curated record
AUGAUUUACCCUCUGAUUCUCUCUGGGAUUUUACUUCACAUCACAGAUGGUGCUGGAAUUCAGACAAUGAAUAUCAGAGUGAAAUCUCGAUCACCUGGAAUUAUUCCAUGUCUGUAUGAUAAAAAACAUAAAGAAAACCGUAAAUACUGGUGUAAGGGGUCACAUUUGGUCUCUUGCAGUAUAUUGGCAUAUGCAAAUGAGACAGGAAAAUAUUCCCUCACUGAUUAUCCAGCCCAGAGUAUUUUUACAGUGCAAUGGAAGAAUAUGAAGACCUCAGACACUGGAUAUUACUGGUGUGCUGUGGAGAUCGGUGGCAAAAGAGACGCUGGUUAUUAUUUGUAUCUGAGGGUACAAUCAACUCCUGAUGUGUCUGUGGUGAGCAGCAGUGUAUCUGGACAUGAAGGUGGUGAUAUCAGUGUUCAGUGUUUCUAUAGUUCUGGAUAUAAGAAUGAAGUCAAACAGUGGUGCAGAUAUGAAGAUAAGAGCUGUUACACUGUGGAGAGGACUAACACAUCCCAGAUUUCAUCAGUCCAGAUCAGUGAUGAUGGGAGAAGAUCCUACACUGUGCUGAUGACUGGACUGAGACUGACUGAUUCUGGCUGGUACUUCUGUUCUGUAGGAGAUCUGCAGGUUCCUGUACAACUCACAGUCACUGAAGCCAAAAGAGCAUUUACAACUGCUCCUGUAGCUACACCAUCUCACUCUGAGACAGACAUGCACACGACACAGCCAUCAACCAACAUGAAUCCCACAACUAUGACGAGUGAUUCAAGACCUGUGACAGACGUGCAUGAUGUGAUUCUGGUCAUGUUUCUUCCAGCGAUGCUUGUGCUGUUACUGCUUGUUGCCAUAGUAACCUGGAGACUGAGAAAGAAACCAGUCUUUGGAAAAGAACACAUUCAUCCAAAACUCAUUAGCUACCAGUACCAUCCAAAUCUGUGUUUGUGUUUGAUGCAGAUGCACUGUGAUAACCAGAUGACAUCCAACAGUCCAGCAGAAGCUUCUGCCUCAGUGGAUGAUAGUUCAGUGAUUUACAGUUCUGUGAUCACCUUUUGUAAAGCACCUUCUUCAUCAGUGAACUCAGAAGCUGAAGUGAUCUACAGCUCUGUGAAGAAAACACCCAAGACU